AUGCUAUUUGCCGACAACAUUAUUCUUGUCGUUGAGAAUAAAACUAAGGUUCAGAGUGGACUGGUAGAGUGGCAACAAAGUCUAGAGAGUUUUGGUUUGAAAAUCAGCAGAAUCAGAACUAAAUACAUGUUGUGCAAUUUCGGCGGUCCCUUUAGUUCGGAAGUCAUAAAGCUUGACGAUACUAUUAUACCAGUCUACCCCGAUUUCCGGUUCCUAGGUUCACUCCUACAAAGCGAUGGUGAAUUAGACCGAACAGUAAAGCACCGAAUUAACUUAAGAUGGAUGAAAUGGCGGCAGGUUAUGGCAACCAGAUGUGACUCGCGAAUUUCCUUUAAAUUAAAGGAGAAAAUUUACAAGAGCAUAUUCCAGCCUGUUGUCUUGUACGGAUUAGAGUGUUGGACAACAAAGGUGAUAGACGAAAGGCGACUGUACGUAGCUGAGAGGCGAAUGGUGAGGUGCAUGUGUGGUACAAGAAUGCACAAAAUUAAAAAUGAUUAUUUCAGUGGAUGUAUGAAAAAAGCGCCAGUGAUAAAAAAGUUAAAAAGUAACCGUUCCUCCUGGCAUGGACACGUGAUACGCAGAAAUGAUAAGCAUAUUUUAAAAAAGGUAUUAGAAAUGGAAUUAAUUGGCUAUAAGGGCAGAGGAAAACCUAAAAAGACAUGGAUGGACUGUGUGAGAAAUGAUACGCCCUGA
This is a messenger RNA of Galleria mellonella (greater wax moth), 693 nucleotides long. RefSeq lists its product as uncharacterized. Lineage: Eukaryota; Metazoa; Arthropoda; Insecta; Lepidoptera; Pyralidae. The transcript has a single exon. The coding region runs from base 1 to 693 and encodes 230 amino acids. The record is from RefSeq and is a predicted model, not a curated record.